This is a messenger RNA of Medicago truncatula (barrel medic), 1732 nucleotides long. Its product is annotated as B3 domain-containing transcription factor VRN1. The coding region runs from base 277 to 1593 and encodes 438 amino acids. Lineage: Eukaryota; Viridiplantae; Streptophyta; Magnoliopsida; Fabales; Fabaceae. The record is from RefSeq and is a predicted model, not a curated record. The transcript has 7 exons. Gene Ontology annotation, molecular function: DNA binding.
GUGAAACUUGCCUAUCUUUUUUCUACUCAUCAUACAUACAAAUACAAUUGCUUCCGAAAAGAAAAAAAAAAGAUAAUUAAAAUGAAAAGACACUACACGACCAAUCCAUCAUUCUUAAACUAAUAAAGAACAUAAUAACAUUCACACUUCACUUGAUUUCUAUGUCACUAAAUUAAUACCCACUUGAGACUUCAGAGACAAAAACCUCACAUUCAAAAUCUUUAACUCUUAACCUCACUUCUUAAAACCUUAGCCCAAUACUCACUCACUAACAUCAUGUCAUUUCAACAAGUUCCAGAUUUACAUAGAAUAAUAUUGCAAGAUAAGAAACUUAGGGUUCCAAAGAAAUAUGUGGAGAAAUAUUGGAAAGGAAUAUCAAACCCUAUAUUCCUUAAAUUUCCAAAUGGUAUUCAACAAGAAAUAUUUUGGGUGGAGAGAAAUGGUGAUAUUUGGUUUCAAAAGAAUUGGGAAAGUUUUGCUAAGUCUCUGAAAUAUGGAUAUCUCUUAACUUUCAAAUUCAUUGGUGGAUCAUACUUUAAGGUUAAGAUAUUUGGUGCCAAUACUUUAGAAAUAAACUAUGCAAAUAUCAAAUAUGUUGAUGAAGGUGCUAAAGCCACAGAAGAAGGUAAAGGAAGUGAUGAAUCAAGUGAUGCUGAAGCCACUGAAAAAGGUGAAGAAAAUGACGAAUCAUGUGAUGAAGCUAGUGAUGAGAGUGUUGAAAUGCCAAAGCAAGCUCAAAGAAAUGGCAAGAGAAAAGUAAGUAUGGAUUUUGACACCACCCAACAAAAACUCUCAGGUAGUAACAAAGUAGCAAUGGUGAAGAAGGCUAGAAAAUACCAAACAUCUGAAGCUGUUAAUGAGAAUCCCUUUUUUGAAAUUACAAUGACACAAUCUUACGCCAAUGGCUAUCACUUGUGGUUACCAUGUGAGUUUUCAAGAGAACACUUGAACGAUUUUAAAGGGACUGCAACAGUAAGGGUUGGUAAAGAAAGGACUGUGAAAUUGAGUUUGAGGUAUUAUGGUACCAAGAAAAAACAUGGUAUAAGUGGUGGAUGGAAAUUAUUCAGACAAAAAUAUAAUUUGAAAGUUGAUGAUGUUUGUAAAUUUGAGAUGAUUGGACGAAGACCAGUUUCAUUCAAUGUUACUAUUACUUGUGCCAAAAACGAACCAAACCCAAAGAAAUUACCAGGUCAUAAAAAAGGGGUCUCUUGUGGUAAUAGUGUUGUAAAGAAGGAACACAUUGGAGGAACUUCUAGGAGCCAUCCAAAAGUAAAGGAAGGUCCUGAUGUGAUGAAGCAUAACACAUUCAAGGUUAUGGUGAAGAACAAUGCCCCGAGUGUACCAAAGGAGUUUAUGAAAAGGGGAUGUAAUGAAAAUAUCGUGGAAUUGAAAAUGGGGGGAAAGUCAUGGUACGUAAAAGUGAACUAUUAUGAUAGUAUUUGUGGCUGUAGGUUCGGUAAAGGUUGGAGACAAUUUAUGAAAGCAUGCAAAGUGGAGAUUGGAGAUAUUUGUCUCUUUAAGUUGAUUGAUGAGAGAAUUUUUUUGUUUGAUGUUUCAAUUGUUGGAAAGAAUCCAUUAGCUAUGCUUCUUUAAGGUACUAGUAACUAGAAUAUGUCUAGUUGAACAUUUAUUUGCUUUGCCCUUUCAAGUGCUGAAUAUUUAGUUCUACAAUAUUAAGCAAUGUAUUUUGGUAUUGUAAACAUUUGUAUUUGAUUUGAACCUAAGAAGUAUA